AUGGCUGAAGAAGAAAUAGAAUUGCUUGAAAGAGUCGAACUUCGACUUGCACUUGCCGAGACUGAUGUCCAACUAGAGAAACUUCUAAAUUCUUUUUUGAGUCCAAUCCUUCUGAAAUUGGCAAGCCCUCAUGAAGUUGUACGGACCAAGGUUAUGGGUGUAUUAACUCAUAUAAAUAAACGGACUCGGUCGAAAACUGAUAUCAAACUUCCUCUGGAUCCGCUUAUUGAUCUUGUUUGUACUGAUAAGGUCACUCAAUCAGCAUUUGUUAAGAAUUUUGCUAUAAUAUAUCUCGAAAUGGCAUAUGCCCGUUUAACAGAAGAGGAUCAAGUCGUUCAUUUGCCAAAUUUGAUUAAUAAUAUCGCAUCAAAACCUCAAUCACUAAGACAAUCUCUGUUUCAUAUUAUCCUUACGGUCUUGCAAAAAUUCAAGCCAAAACCUGCAGGUUCUCCAUCAUCGUUAGAUCCCUAUAAUUUCGCAGAAAACCUGAAUGAUGCUAAGUUUUUAUUGGCAUCAUUUUUGGAUGUUAUUUUAUAUAAUGUACCACAACAACCAAGGUCACAACUUCAACCGACUAGGGGUGACUCAAGCUCAAGCUCUGGGCAGCAAGAAGGAUCUCAAAAUUUGGCUCAACUUCCACCGCCGGGUAUGAGCAUAAAAACUGUGAAGUUUGUCACUAAUGAUGGAAAAAUACAAUGGGCUGAGAGAAUUCCAGAUCUUAAACUUAUUAAGUUGGGAAUCCUUCGGUUUAUUAAUUCUUCAACAAUACUGCCAGAUUCAUUGCCCGAAGAAAUUCAUUUUGCUAAAUUUUUGGUGCUUUUGGCAGCUAGUUGUGAUUCUUUUAAUGAUGUUAUUGAUGGGGGUGAAGAUGGUAUUAAGAAAAUAAAAAAACCUGAUAUGGAAAAUGCAGAAGUAGUCAAAAGGCUAUAUUUAUUAUAUCAAGGCACUGUUAAUCAGGGGGCUGCAGGAUCAAAUCUACAAGAGAUAGCGCAACAACCAGCAUCACCUGCUCUUAAGCUCAAGAUAAUGGGUUAUAUUUGCAGAUCUAAGUUGGCAACAAAUACGUUCCCGGCUAUGUUGCAAGUUGCAUUUGAUUGUUUGUAUGGCCCUACAACCAAUUCAAAAUUGCAAAAUCAAGGAAUGUUAUUUGUUCAAUGGAUUGCUAGAAUGGCUGAGACUGCACUAUUGAAGCAAAUUGCACAAGUGCUCUUGUCUGGUCUCUUAAAGCUCAUUAAUGAAGACAUUGAGAAUGUAAAGGGAGAUAAAGUGACUUUGAUAGGAUUUUCAUAUAUAUCUAUUAGUUUGUUGGCUCAACGAGUGCCGGAUAUCUUUCGCAAAGAUUUUUCUAUACUUAAUAUGCUUUUCUCAGCUUUGUCCACAAAUAACAAUAAUAUUCGUGUAUCAGUACAAGAAGCAUUGUCAAAUAUGGUUGAAGCAUAUCAAAAUAUUUAUCAGUGGGCAGAUGGAACCACGAUCAGUAUGAUUGAAAACAUUUUAGAAGAAAAUAUUAGCAAGCCGUUAAAUCAGGCUAGAUAUUGUGCAGUAAAAUAUGCUGUUUCCCUUUUUCCAUUCUCACACAUCCAUUCUCGAUACAUCUGUCUUCUUGCCUCAGCCGAUGAAAAAUUAGAGAUUAGAGAAAUGGCUUUACGUGGUCUAUCACUUCCAGAUCCAAGAGCUCCCAAAUUAUAUCCAAAUGAACCAGAUAAAGAAAUUAAAAUUCCUUCUUUCUCCGAAAUGGUUAAUUUAAUUUAUACAAAAUCGACCCAGCAUAAUCAAAACUUACUUAAUACUUUACAAACCAGUCAAUCUACUGGUCGAAUAUAUGUUAUGGGUUUUCGUUCCGAAGUUUAUAUUAAUAUAUUACGAUUUCUGAGGCAUUUAAUGAUUAUAAAUGCAGACCCUUCUGCCUUAAUUGAUGAUUUGUCUGAUGAAUUAGAUGGUGAAAUUAAAUUGUUUGAUUCCAACACUCGAUUGUUAUUAAAAACUUGGAUAAAGGAUCAAUGGUCGACUGAUCAAGAUUCAACAGAAGCAAUGGAUGUUGAUGAUCCACAAGGCGCAUUACACAUUUACCUUCGUUUAAUCGAAAAAGGCUUGACGUCUGAAGGCAUAAUAGGCAUGCAACCUUAUUUUUACGCCUUUUUUAUGGCAUCUUCAUGUCUUUUAGAACUUAUAUCAUUGGGACCAUCAUCUUUGUCUCGGUCUUUUGAGAGUAAAAUAGAUUGGUUUAAGUCUUUUCUUAGCGUAAUAAAAUUAGGAGUACGUAAUUCUAUUGCCCAUUUAUUAGGAAUAAUAAGCACAAGUGAAUUGGAAAGUGAUCCAGCAAGAAGUUUAUCUAUUCAAGAAUUGAUUAAAGAGCUUAUCACCAUCAGCAAGGAUCAGUCAAAACAGGUCAAAGCUGAAUACCAUGAUGGAAGUAUUCUAGCAUUGGGGUACAUAAUCGAAAUUAUUUCAGAAAAUUUAGAUUCAACAAAAAGUUUUAGUGUGAUUAACGCAUCUAAAGCAUUGGGUGAAAUUUGUCGCUAUACAUCAUUUUUAUUUGAGAAUUAUGAUAAGGGUAAAGGAAACAGUGAUGAUCCAUCUUCAUACAACAAUAAGCUAACUAAGUUGGUAGAAAAAUUAAUUACUCUUGUGAAAACUACUAAGGAUGUCAAGACUCAAGAAACAGCUAUUAUUACACUCGGUCAUAUUGCUUUGGGAAACUCAGAAUACACCGAGAAAGUGUUAUCAUUAUUCUAUGAUUUGGCAUCUGCUCUUAACAAGCAAGUCGAUGUACAUUUCACUGUAGGAGAAGCGAUCACAUGCGUUACUACAGGAUGGGAAAGUCUAGCAUUAAAUCAAUAUUUAGAUAUCGCAGAUUCUCCUCCUCCACUGAUUCUCAUCGAACAUUCAGUUAUCAGUGGAGCUUUGAAUAAAAUGUUUUCUGAAUUAUUACCAUCUGGUAAAGGCUCUGUUAAAAAAGCUGUAUGCGUGUGGAUGUUAUGUCUGGUUAAGUUUUGUUCCAAACAUGAAGUUAUAAAGACUGCUUUGCCAAAAAUUCAUUCUGCAUUUUCUAUGCUUUUGGCCGAUCGUGAUGAAUUUACUCAAGAAGUUGCCUCCAAGGGCAUAGGACUUGUAUAUGAACUGGGUGAUCAAAAUACGAGAGAACAACUUGUCAAUUCUCUUGUUGACAUGCUUAGUGAAGGAAAGCGUCAGAAAGAAACUGUUAAUGCUGAUACCCAACUGUUUGAUUCCAAUACUCUCGGUCAGACUCCUGAUGGAUCUGCUAUCUCUACCUAUCAAUCUAUCCUAUCACUUGCAUCAGACAUGAAUCAACCAGAAUUAGUGUAUAAAUUCAUGCAAUUGGCUAGUCAUAAUGCUAUGUGGCAAUCACGGAGGGGUGCUGCAUUUGGAUUUUCGUUUAUAAUUGCACAAGCAGAGAAGGAAUUAGAACCUUAUUUGAAGGAUUUAAUACCUCGACUAUAUCGAUUUCAAUACGAUCCUAAUCCCAAAGUAAAUGAGGCAAUGAGUAGUAUUUGGAAAGCGUUAGUGAAGGAGCCUAAGAAGGCGAUCGAAGAAUAUUUUAAUGUAAUUGUUAAAGAUUUACUUAAAGCUCUUGGAGAUCGUUUGUGGAGAACAAGAGAAUCUAGUGCCAACGCAUUGGCAGAUCUUUUGCAAGGUCAAUCAAUUCAGGCACUUGAGCCAUACUUGCAAGAUCUAUGGACUAUGUGCUUUAGGGUUUUGGAUGAUAUUAAAGAAAGUGUACGUGUCGCUGCUUUUAAAACAUGUCGAUCACUUACAAAAAUUACUGUGAAAUAUUGUGAUCCUGAUAAUGUAUCCGUCAACGAUGGUCAAAAAAUAAUGAACAUUAUAAUGCCAUUCCUAUUGACGAAAGGUCUGGUGUCUGAUUCUGAAGAUGUGCGCAAAUUUUCUCUAAGAACAAUCCUUAAGAUUUGUAAAUCAGCAAGGGUUCUACUAAGGUUGCAUAUUACAGAAAUUGUUGGAACUUUGUUAGAAGGGUUGUCUAGUAUGGAGCCACAAGUUAUGAAUUAUCUUAGUUUCCAUGUUGAAAAAUACGAUGUCACUCAAGAACAGCUUGAAAACUCUCGAUUAUCUGCAGCAAAAAUGUCUCCAAUGAUGGAAGGUAUCGAGUCAUGUAUUGAUUAUAUUGACGAAAGUGUUAUGGAAAAUUUAACACCUAGACUAUUACAACUUGUCCGUAAGGGUAUCGGACUACCAACAAAGGCUGGUUGUGCACGAUUCUUGGUAUCAAUGUGUCUCAAAAAAGCAUCAGCAGUAAAACCACAAGCGGACGCCAUCAUGAAAGCUUUAAGUGGUGCUAUUACUGAUGUGUCACCUGCAGUCCGAAAAUCAUACGCUGUUGCCGUUGGUUAUGUUGCCCAUUUAUCACCGGAUAAUACUUUAAUUAGAUUCAUUGGGCAUCUGAAGAAAAUUUAUUGUGAAAAUAGCGAACAAGAAAUACGUUCAAUUUCGGGUAUAACUACUCUGGAGAUUUCUAGACAUGCGUCGGACGAGCUAAAACGAGUAUAUGUAGAAAUAUUACCGCUUGCUUACUAUGGCUUACAUGAUUCCGAUACAGGGAUUAAGAAUGUAUGGAAUGAAGUAUGGGACGAGAAUACUGCUGGUUCUACCAGUGCAAUUAAAUUGUAUCUUAAAGAAUUGAUAGAUCUUUUGUCUACAUUGUUGGAAUCACCAUCAUGGCAAACUAAACGCCAAGCUGCAUUGACAAUUGCAGAUGUUGCUAAAAUCAUAGAAAAAAGUUUAUUACCAUAUAUGGCACAAGUUAUCCCACUAUUAAUGGAUGGCUUGUCAGGAAGGACGUGGGUUGGAAAAGAAGCACUUGUUGAAGCACUUGUAACAGCUUCUAUUUCAUGUAAAGAAUAUUUUGCUGACAGUAAUACACGCGCACAAUUGGAUACUAUUUCAAAAAUUCUUGUGCGUGAGAGCAAAAAAACUAAUAAGCAGUAUAAGCGCCAUUGUAUCGAUAAUCUGGGAAGAUUCGCAGAUGCUUAUAUUGAUAGUUUGGAACUUUAUGCAGAUGUAAAGGAAUUUUUAAUUGAAUUGGCAACUAGUGAACAAGAUCCUAAUGAAAUGGACGAAGAUGACGCCAAUCAACAACCAUUAUUCUUAUUAGUUAAAGCAAGCGCAAUGAAAUGUCUUGGUUUAGUGUGGCCUAGAAAAAAGGAAAUCCAAGCACUACAUUCUAAAGAACUUGGUAUCGUGCUCGCAACUGCUUUAGAAUCGAGUAAAAAUAUCUGGAAUGUUCGUCUAGGCGUUCUUGCAUCUCUCGAUAAAUAUAUAGAUAAAUUAGAUCUUACAGAGAGUGAUAAACUAUUAAUAUUGGAUGAAGAAACCUUGCUUUCUGUUUUCAAAGGCUUAAAAAAUGGACUACAAGAUGCAAAAUACGUUGCAAUUCGUACAGCAAGUUUGGAUAGUUUGAAAAAAGUCAUUGAAAAAGUUAAAGACACACAUUUAUCUUUGCCUGCCGUCAGAAAUCAGUGUUUAGAUCUUAUUAAUAUUGCAGAAAAUGAUCCUGUUCCUGGCAUAUCAGAGUUAGCUAAAGAUAUACACAAAAUUUUAUAA
This is a messenger RNA of Dentiscutata erythropus, 5580 nucleotides long. The record is from the annotation of a GenBank genome assembly. Lineage: Eukaryota; Fungi; Glomeromycota; Glomeromycetes; Diversisporales; Gigasporaceae.